Molecule: messenger RNA, 985 nt
Organism: Megachile rotundata (alfalfa leafcutting bee)
Lineage: Eukaryota; Metazoa; Arthropoda; Insecta; Hymenoptera; Megachilidae
Gene: Prx5
Product: Peroxiredoxin 5
Biological process (GO): cellular response to oxidative stress; cell redox homeostasis; hydrogen peroxide catabolic process
Cellular component (GO): cytoplasm; peroxisome; mitochondrion
Molecular function (GO): thioredoxin peroxidase activity
Source: RefSeq, a predicted model, not a curated record
AUAACAGUACUUUAAAAAACGUACAAAUGAUGUACUUAAACGAUAACUAUUAUAUAAAUAAUCCAAAAACAGAAGUUAAAAUAUAUAAAAAAAACUCAUUUCAUUUAUAUAAUGAGCUGUGUUGCGAAGAUUGCGCAACUGUACCGGGCCUUCUUAAAGUUAAUUUCUAACGGUCUAUAAGACAAGUUUUCCGAGUUUGUACUAGUUAUUCUGAUUGUCUAUAGUCAUUUGUACAAAUGAACCAACUAAUCAAUCGCAUAGUUUGCAGUGGACAGCAAGCAUCGAUUGGUAAGAGGUUGUGCGCUGAUUUUGUAAGAGGAUUUCGUGUGUCAUCUCAAAACAUGGUUAUCGCAGUAGGUGAUAAAAUACCAUCAGUUGAUCUUUUUGAAGAUACACCUGUAAAUAAAGUAAAUCUCGCAAAUAUUGCAGCUGGUAAAAAAUUGGUAGUUUUUGCAGUACCAGGAGCAUUUACACCAGGAUGUUCAAAGACUCAUCUACCUGGUUACAUUCAAAAAGCCAGCGAAAUAAAAUCUAAAGGAUUUGACGAAAUUGUUUGUGUUUCUGUAAAUGAUCCAUUUGUAAUGGCAGCGUGGGGUAAAGAGCAAGGAGCAGAUGGAAAAAUACGCAUGUUGGCGGAUCCUGCAGCUGCAUUUACAGAUGCAUUAGGAUUGUCUAUGGACUUGGCUGUACUUGGUGGAAAAAGAAGUAAACGUUAUUCAAUGGUCCUUGUAGAUGGAGUAGUGAAGGAAUUAAAUGUAGAACCAGAUGGUACUGGACUUUCUUGUUCUUUAGCAGAUCAUAUUAAAGGAUGAAGUGCAUAUCUUUGAAUACUGAUAGUCUUUUUACCAUUCAAAUGAUUAUAGUUUGCACACAUGUUUAAUGAACAACUAUUUGUGUCAUUUACUAUAUUUAAUGUUUUUCCUAUGUUUUUAGAGCAAAUUACUUGAAAUAAGCAACUGUUAUUUUCAAUCGUAAAAAUAAAGUU